AUAGCAAACACACACACACAUACACACACACACACACACACACACGGAUGGAUACAUACACAGAGAUCAGGGGAAGAAGGGAGGAAACACACACACACACACACACACACACACAGCAUCCUUGUGUAAGCAUCGCAGUAUAAGGAUUAGGAGCAUACCACCUCAUUCACAGGAGAAUGGCUGAAGGUUCUGGCUCGGCAUCUUUGGCGGAGGUUGAGACGGCAUUCAAGAAAUUUGCGGUGCAUGGAGACACCAAAGCCACAGGGAAGGAGAUGACUGGGAAGAACUUUUCCAAGCUGUGCAAGGACUGCAAGGUGAUCGACGGGAAGGGAGUCACCAGCACUGACGUGGACAUCAUCUUCAGCAAAGUCAAAGCCAAGUCAGCACGUGUGAUUACAUUUGAGCAGUUUACCCAGGCACUGGCGGAGUUAGCUCCAAAGCGCUUUAAAGGGAAGAGCCAGGAAGAGGCCCAGCAGCUCCUUUACGGCCUCAUCGCAGGCAAAGAGCCUGCUAACGUUGGCAUCACGAAAGUGGCGAAGGCGGGAGCCGUGGACCGUUUGACAGACAGCACUAAAUACACCGGCUCUCACAAGGAGCGCUUUGAUGACUCGGGAAAGGGGAAAGGCAAAGCCGGAAGAGAGGAAAUCCCCGAUACCAGUGGCUAUGUGACUGCAUACAAGGGCCAGGGCACUUACGACAGCAAAGUGAAGGAAGGACAGUGAGAGGAAGAGGACAAUUCUGAUUAUCCUAGUGCAUGUAUUAUUGUGUAUCAUGGACACUGUGUAUCUGCUUCAUACCCGUUGAAAAGCUUCAAACCAAACUAACCUCAACAGCCAUGGCUCUUCACAGAAAUUUCCUGCAUAAUUUAAUCUCUGCUAACACUUAAGCAACAUUCUCUAUCACAUCCCAGCAGUGUCUUCACAAAUGCCUUUUCUCUCGCUUCUGUCCUAAUAUUAGUGCCUUGUAGCGUUCAUCACUAACACUGUAGCUUUAGUGUGCUGUGAGAACUUCAGUGGCUUUUGGCCUCUCGUAAGACCAACACUAUUUUUAAACUAAUGCUGUAACCCGAUGAUGAUUCAGAAAGUGGUGAAGUAUUCUCUGCAAUAUUUACUGUUUAAUCUGUAACCAUGUAAGUUAAGAUGAAUGUAAUCUCUGUGGUAGAAUUUGCAAGGGUUGUUUUUUUGUGAGAUAUAAAGCUAAGUAUGUUUACGUAUUCAUUUUUAAUUUAUUGAUUUACUUUUUUCAUUUUUGUAUAUAUAUACUGUAUAGGUAUAUAUUUAUUUUAUUUUCUUCUUUCUUUCUUUCUUUCUUUCUUUCCUUCUUGAGAGAAAUUGUAACAUGGCAAAGCAAUUUCCCCCUGGGAUUAAUAAAGUUCUUUGAAUCUUGAAUCUUGAAUCUAACCCGAUAUCUCACUUACUGUAAAGAGAAAGUAAAUGUUCUCUGCUAGCAAGAUUUCUGCUGUUGUUUUGGCUUUGUGCAUUUUACUUUCUGUCUGUAUCUGUUACAUAAUAUUGAAUAUUCCCAAAUAAAGUACAUCCUCAAAUCAAAA
Messenger RNA from Pangasianodon hypophthalmus (striped catfish), 1549 nucleotides. It is a transcript of the gene tppp2, whose product is annotated as tubulin polymerization-promoting protein family member 2. NCBI's taxonomy places the organism in Eukaryota, Metazoa, Chordata, Actinopteri, Siluriformes, Pangasiidae. Bases 177 to 722 code for a protein of 181 amino acids. The transcript has 4 exons. The record is from RefSeq and is a predicted model, not a curated record. Gene Ontology annotation, molecular function: tubulin binding. Gene Ontology annotation, biological process: microtubule polymerization; microtubule bundle formation; positive regulation of protein polymerization. Gene Ontology annotation, cellular component: microtubule.